GGAAGUGAGUGAGAGUUGUGACAGAGGACAAGGAAGGAGUAUCUAUCUGUAUCAGGGUUUGUUGUUGUCAAUGUAACAACACGUGUUACAAAGCAACAAACAAAAACGUCAAAGUUGUUUGUGGAUUGCACCAACUUUUCGAUCUAAGUGCUACUCUUCUUCAUGCAAACAAAGGGUACAUUAUACUAUGAUACUGUUUCUAUUAUUGUCAUUAAUUUUUUAUUCAGUAUUCACCCCUCUUUUUUUUUCUGUUUUUUUGGUCUACUUUUAUUUUGAUUUUUGUUAUGUUUUCUUUGGUGAAUGAAUUGAAAGGUGAAGAAGUGAAGCAAGACAGUAAUUUUAGCAGAGUACUAAACUAAUAGUAAUGACCAGCUCGGUAGUCGGUUCUAUCAAUGUUUCUCUGUCUCUCUCAUUUGUUUGCUUUUAGAAGCGGCAAAGUUAACUGCUACUCAUACCAAGCUCUUACUUUUUGAUCCUUUCUCUCUCUCUCUCUCUCUCUCUCUGUUUCUCUCUCCACAAACAGUUUGGUUGGACUUGCAAGGAAGAGACAUCUGCAGCUUCCAUUCAGGGGAAGGAAUUCCCAAAGCUUUAUCUUAAGGGGUUUUCAAAUUUCAGAGCACACUUUUUCUAGCUCAUUUUGGCUGUGAUUGUGGUGUAGUUGAUGUUUUGUGUUCUUGUUUGAAGGGAUCAAAGCUUGUUUGGUUUUUUCUCUGUUUUCGUUUUCUUAUCUUUGACUUGCCAUGUUGGGUAGUUCUUUUCAUAUUAAUUGAGUGUAGCCAUUUUUAGGUGAAGGGGUUGGCCUAAUUUUCAUUAUUAUUAUUUUUUUUUAAGUAUCUGGCCCUGCACUUUGGUGCUUUCAUUCUGCUUAUAGAAGGUGAGGAUCAAAAUCUGUGCUUGAGGGGGUUAUGAAUGAUGGGUGCUUCUUUGAUCCCAUGGAGAAGUAGAGGAAUAACUGGGUUUUUUGUGUGAAGAUAAGACAUUUAGACACCCCAUUUGGAAAAUGCCUGGAGGGAGCAGCAAAAGAAGGAUACAUUUUAGCAAAUUGUACAGUUUUUCUUGUUUGAAAUCUCGUUUCAGAGAUGGUCAUUCCCAAAUUGGGCAGAAGGGGUACUCCAGGGUUGUGUACUGCAAUGAUCCAGAUAACCCUGAAGCAGUUCACUUGAGUUAUGGAGGCAAUUAUGUUUCAACAACCAAGUAUACAGCUUUUAAUUUUAUCCCCAAGUCUUUGUUUGAGCAGUUCAGGAGGGUUGCAAAUAUCUACUUUCUCAUUGUUGCGUGUCUUUCAUUUAGUCCAUUGGCACCUUUUACUGCUCUGAGUAUUGUUGCUCCGUUGCUGGUUGUGAUUGGAGCUACUAUGGCAAAGGAAGCUGUGGAAGAUUGGAGGAGGAGAAAACAGGAUGUAGAGGCAAACAACAGAAAGGUUCAGGUAUAUGGUAGAAACUAUACGUUUACGGAGACUAGAUGGAAGAAACUCCGUGUUGGGGAUAUCAUUAAAGUGUACAAGGAUGAAUACUUUCCUGCUGAUCUUCUUUUGCUUUCAUCAAGCUAUGGUGACGGGGUUUGUUAUGUGGAGACUAUGAAUCUUGACGGAGAAACUAAUCUAAAAUUAAAGCAUGCUUUGGAGGUGACAGUUCAUCUUCAUGAUGAAAAAUCCCUACAAAAGUUUAGGGCUAUGGUUAAAUGUGAGGAUCCUAAUGAAAAUCUGUACUCAUUUAUUGGAACUUUACAACAUGAUGGUAAAGAAUAUCCUCUUUCCUUGCAGCAGAUCCUGUUAAGAGAUUCUAAGUUGAAAAACACUGAUUUUAUCUAUGGCAUUGUUAUCUUUACUGGCCAUGAUACGAAAGUUAUGCAGAAUUCCACUGAUCCUCCGUCCAAGAGAAGCAAAAUUGAGAGGAAAAUGGAUAAGAUAAUCUACAUCCUCUUCAGUACCUUGGUUUUGAUAUCCUUUAUUGGUUCAGUCUUUUUUGGUAUUGAGACCAAAAAGGAUAUUAGUGGUGGAAGGUAUAGAAGAUGGUAUCUUCGUCCAAACAAUGCAACAGUGUUCUAUGAUCCCAGAAGGGCAACACUUGCUGCUGUUCUUCAUUUUUUGACUGCCAUUAUGUUGUAUGGAUAUCUAAUUCCGAUAUCACUUUACGUGUCCAUAGAAAUUGUGAAAGUUCUACAGAGCAUUUUCAUCAACCAAGACCAAGAAAUGUAUCAUGAAGAAUCAGAUAGGCCUGCUCAUGCACGAACAUCAAAUUUGAAUGAAGAACUUGGCCAGGUUGACACAAUAUUGAGUGACAAAACUGGUACUUUGACAUGUAACUCAAUGGAGUUUGUCAAAUGUUCAAUAGGGGGCAUUGCAUAUGGUCGUGGUAUGACAGAAGUAGAGAAGGCACUUGCUAGGAGAAGAAAAGGUGGAGAAUCUGAUGUUGAUAGUGGAUCAUCUGAUUUCUUGGGCCAGAAUAAUGAGUCAGUUGAUUUUCUGCAUCCAGUUAAGGGCUUUAAUUUAAGCGAUGAGCGCCUAAUGAAUGGGCAAUGGGUUAAUGAACCAUAUCCAGACUUCAUACAAAAAUUCUUCCGAGUUUUAGCUAUUUGUCACACAGCUAUUCCAGACGAAGAUAAAGAAUCCAGAGAAAUUUCCUAUGAAGCCGAGUCACCAGAUGAAGCAGCUUUUGUCAUAGCAGCAAGGGAGCUCGGUUUUGAGUUUUUUGCAAGGACACAAACAAGCAUAUCAUUGCACGAAUUGAACUAUGAAAGUGGAAAAAAGGUUGACAGUAGAGUGUACCAGCUUCUGCAUGUCUUGGAGUUCAGCAGUUCCCGCAAAAGAAUGUCAGUGAUAGUGAGGAAUGAGGAAAAUCAAUUAUUGCUUCUAUGCAAGGGUGCAGACAGUGUAAUGUUUGAAAGGCUCUCACAAUAUGGAAGACAAUUUGAGGUUGAAACGAGGGAUCAUAUCAAAAGGUAUGCCGAGGCUGGUUUAAGAACCCUUGUAGUCACAUACCGUGAACUUGAUGAAGAAGAAUAUAAGUUAUGGGAUAAGGAGUUUUCAAAGGUCAAAACUUCUGUAACAGAAGACCGAGAUGCACUUGUGGAUGCAGCUGCUGAUAGGAUGGAAAGAGAUUUGAUACUUCUUGGUGCUACUGCAGUUGAGGAUAGACUGCAAAAGGGGGUUCCAGAGUGUAUUGAAAAGCUUGCACGGGCAAAAAUCAAGUUAUGGGUAUUGACUGGAGACAAGAUGGAAACUGCUGUCAACAUAGGGUAUGCUUGCAGUUUACUUAGAAAAGACAUGAAACAGAUAGUGAUCACUCUUGAUUCCUCAGAUAUCCUAUACUUGGAAAAACAAGGGGACAAGCAGGCUCUAGCAAAGGCUUCUCUUGAAAGCAUUAAGAAGCAAAUUGGAGAAGGAAUCUCACAAAUUAACUCUGCAAAAGAUAGUUCUAAUGCAAAUAAAGGAAGUUCUUCUGGGUUUGGUUUGAUAAUAGAUGGGAACUCCUUGGAUUAUUCUCUUAUCAAGAAUUUGGAAAGGUCCUUCUUUGAGCUUGCCAUGAAUUGUUCUUCUGUCAUAUGUUGCCGAUCUUCACCCAAACAAAAAGCUCGUGUUACAAGGUUGGUAAAAUUGGGAACGGGGAAGACAACAUUAUCUAUUGGUGACGGGGCAAAUGAUGUUGGCAUGCUUCAGGAGGCUGAUAUUGGAGUUGGUAUUAGUGGUGCUGAAGGGAUGCAGGUAUGUCAUUGCAUUUGGAUUAUUUCAAAUUAAGGAGAAAUUCACUUGAGCAUAAUCAACCGAGCUGUCAGACCAACAUGGAUGCAACACAAGUUAUCAGUAAUGUUAUUAUGUACAGAAUAGAGUUGUUAGAAAUGACUAUUUUUACGAAACUGUGUUCAGGUGCGAAACCCAAUGAAAAUGUUUAAUGACAAUCAAACCGCCAUGUAGAUAGUGCCUAAACUCAGAAAAUUCAGCAUUGUGAUGAAGUUGGUUUUAAUUUUCUAUAUUGGAUUU
Vigna umbellata (rice bean) is the source of this 3979-nucleotide messenger RNA. The record is from RefSeq and is a predicted model, not a curated record. Lineage: Eukaryota; Viridiplantae; Streptophyta; Magnoliopsida; Fabales; Fabaceae.